Messenger RNA from Sitophilus oryzae (rice weevil), 366 nucleotides. Its product is annotated as protein ALP1-like. The transcript has a single exon. The record is from RefSeq and is a predicted model, not a curated record. NCBI's taxonomy places the organism in Eukaryota, Metazoa, Arthropoda, Insecta, Coleoptera, Curculionidae. Bases 1 to 366 code for a protein of 121 amino acids.
AUGGCAGUUUGUGAUGCAUAUUACAAAUUUAUACUGGUAGAUAUAGGUACUGCAGGAUCAAACCAUGACAGUACCACUUUUAAAGAAAGUGGAUUUGGAAGUGCACUAUUAAAUGAACAAUUAGAUUUACCAGAACCACAAGUGUUACCCAAAACAAAUCAGAGUAUGGAGCAUUUUGUUGUAGCAGAUCAAGCCUUUCCUUUACAUAAAAGAAUUAUGAGGCCCUACCCAGGAUCAAAUUUGCCUCUAGACAAAAAAAUUUUUAAUUACAGAUUGUCUAGAGCUCGCAGAACAAUAGAAAACACUUGGUAUAUUGGUUCAAAGGUGGCGUAUAUUACGGAAACCAAUAAUUGCCAAUACUAUUAA